Molecule: messenger RNA, 1731 nt
Organism: Wyeomyia smithii (pitcher-plant mosquito)
Lineage: Eukaryota; Metazoa; Arthropoda; Insecta; Diptera; Culicidae
Product: galectin-4-like
Exons: 7
Coding region: 606-1655 (349 amino acids)
Molecular function (GO): galactoside binding; carbohydrate binding
Source: RefSeq, a predicted model, not a curated record
CUGAUAAAUCUGUAAAUCUGUUUUAUUGAAUACUCAUGGUAACAAAAGUAUGGUGGAAGCAGUGCUACGAUGGGCACCUUUACAGCGAUUUAGCAGAUAGACCUGUCAAAAUCCCCAGCGAGCUCUUGACGUUGAAACACUGGCUUGCCAAGAUUUGGGAGAGGGGGAUAAUCCAUAGCUGAAAUCGCUGUAUUGUCAACUUUACUAAAACACAUUUAUAUUUAAACGUUCGGGGACUUUCAUCAUGUUUAAGCAAUUCAUUAAACCAAUAUCAAUAAUGACCGUGCGUACUUAAGCAAGUUGAAGACCUUAGUUUAUUUUUAUCAAUCGCGAGCUGGUGCAAAGAUAAGAGUGUACACAAGUAGUCGUAUUAGCAGUAAUCGUAUAUCGACAGACGGGUGUAUAAUAACUAUCGGCACGGUUCGUACAUGACAUCAGUAUGCCGUCGCAUCUCUCGUGAGCAGAAUCAUUUAGUGACCUCAUACCAGUGCAUUGUGUUAUUUGUACAGCUGGACAAGCGCAGCUAAAUUAAGCUACUCUACGGAAAGCUGGCAGCUCGUGCCCACUAUAGACCCUCAUUGUUGGAUCGAUUUGCCAGUCUAGUAAUGGCGACGAUUCCAGUUUAUUCUCCCACAAUCCCCUUUUUGGGCCUAGUACCGGGCGGCCUUCGCCCAGGCAGCAUGAUUAACAUCAGAGGCGUCAUCAAUAACCACGGCGAGCGAUGCCAGAUCAACAUUCAAACGGGGGCCGCCCUAAACCCACGCGACGACGUUGCGCUGCAUAUUAGCAUUCGCCCGAACGAGUAUGCAAUCGUACGAAAUACUUUGCAACGUCAAGUCUGGGGCACAGAAGAACGUCACGGGGGCUGCCCGAUUCAUUACGGACAGCAGUUCACACUGCUGGUGGCGAUCGAGGUUAACUUUUUCAAAAUCGUCAUAAAUGGAAAUCAUUUCUGUACUUUCAACCAUCGAAUGUCCGUACAUUUGGCGAGAUUCAUAUCGAUCAGUGGUGGCUGUGUGAUCAAUUCGAUCACCACUGAGGUGGAGAUCGGUGGUCCCGCGGCGCCACCAUAUCCUGGAACCAUUCCGGGAAUCAAUCCACCACCAUACACACCUCCCAUGGCACCGUACCAACCGCCUCCUCCGCCGCCAGGAGGAAAUAUAGGUUUUGUCCCUGUACCACCGCCGAUGCCGCCACCACCGCCGUACACACCUUCACCCGGUUAUCCCGUUGGCGGCCACGGUCCUCACUAUAAAGGCUUCCAGCAAUAUCCCGGCCAUCGCGGAACUGCUCCUUUUUCGUCGCAUGAAACCACUGCUCCUUCUGCUCCUCCGACCGCCAACUUCGGCCACGAGUCCAGCGAUAAGCCAAAAUCAAUGAUGAACAGUUUGUCCAGCGGGAUCGAACAAACAAAGAAUUUUCUUCAUGAUGCCGUGUUCGGUAAACCAACUACAGCGCCUCCCUACCCUCAGCACGGCCAUGGAACAACUCAGACAGCCCACCAUUCGAUAAAGAAUGUCCACUCCCAACAGGAGAAAAAGUCCAAAAAGUAUCUUAAAUACGCUGCUGGGGCUGCAGCUAUCGGACUUGGAGGCUACGCACUUGGUAAAACGUUGAAGAAACGAAGAAGCAGUAGUAGUAGUAGCAGUGAUUAACUACAUAACUAAAUUUUAUAGUCUGUUAUUAACAUAUUGUUUAUUCUAAUAAAGUUACACAUUGAGUAACUAUAAA